This is a messenger RNA of Caenorhabditis angaria, 1141 nucleotides long. The record is from the annotation of a GenBank genome assembly. NCBI's taxonomy places the organism in Eukaryota, Metazoa, Nematoda, Chromadorea, Rhabditida, Rhabditidae.
AUGAAAAUUCUCACUUCUUCUCCAGUUCCUGAAGAUUUGGUCAAACCAGAUUUGGAACAUCAAAAAGUUGAGAGAAAACUAUCGAGAACUACAGUACCUGUUAGCUCGAAAACAUUUGCUAAAGUUAUGAAAGAUAUCGAUACAUUCAUUUUUGAUGCUGAUGGUUAGUUUAUUCAAAGAUUUCCAUAGAUUUUGAAACUUAUAAUUGAAUUUCAGGUGUUUUAUGGCUUGGUGAAUCAGUAAUGCCAGGAUCUCCAAAACUCAUUGAUUAUUUGAUCAAAAAUGAUAAACAAAUAAUUGUUUUGACAAAUAAUGCAACAAAAUCACGAGAAGUUUAUGCAAAAAAAUUGGCAAAAUUGGGAUAUAAUUCAAAAGUAAUGAACAAGGAUAAUUUGGUAAAUCCAGCAGCAGUUGUAGCAGAUACAAUUAAAAGAAGUGGAAUGAAUUUGAAAGAUAAAAAAGUAUAUUUAAUUGGAGAACAAGGUUUGAGAGAUGAAAUGGAUGAAUUGGGAAUCGAAUAUUUUGGACAUGGAAAUGAAGAAAACAAAAAAGAAAUUACUGAAGAUAAUGGAGCAUUUAUUUAUGAUAUCAAAUUGGAAAAUAAUGUUGGUUGUGUUGUUGUUGGAUAUGAAAAACAUUUCAAUUAUUUGAAAAUGAUGAAAGCUGCAAAUUAUUUGAAAGAUGAUAGUGUAUUAUUUAUUGCAACAAAUGAAGAUGAAACAUAUCCUGGACCAAUUGCUCAUGUUAUAAUACCAGAUGCUGGUCCAAUUGUUGCAUCAAUUAAAUGUGUUUCUGGAAGAGAACCAAUUACUGUUGGUAAACCAUGUACUCCUGCAUUUAAAUAUAUUCAAAGAAAAUGGAAUAUUAAUCCAUCAAGAACUAUGAUGAUUGGUGAUCGGUUAGUUUUUCACUUUUUUCAUUUUUUAAAUCUUUUUAUUAUUUAUAUUUUUACAGAACAAAUACUGAUGUUAAAUUUGGAAGAGAUCACGGUUUAAAAACAAUGCUUGUUUUAUCUGGUUGUCAUCAAAUUGAAGAUAUUGUCGAAAAUCAAAUGAAUGAUCGUGAUGAUAUGGUUCCUGAUUAUGUUGCAACUUGUUUGGGAGCACUUGUUCCUCAUGAACAUCCAGUUGUUUACUACUAA